Messenger RNA from Saccostrea cuccullata (small rock oyster), 773 nucleotides. Its product is annotated as comitin-like. Lineage: Eukaryota; Metazoa; Mollusca; Bivalvia; Ostreida; Ostreidae. The transcript has 5 exons. The record is from RefSeq and is a predicted model, not a curated record. The coding region runs from base 94 to 516 and encodes 140 amino acids.
ACAUAUGAAAUUGAAUAUUCAACCUCAAAUGAGAGCAACUGACAAUUGCAAAAGAUUACAAAGUAAACUUACAAUCUUGUUUUAAGGGCAAACAUGGACUCAACUAAAAUUAUAUGGAUAUUUAUCCUCAGCUUCUUUAACGUUAUAAGAGACAAUGCUGUGUCAGCAGCUUCCUACUGUCGCUAUUCGUCGUACUACACGUACUACUACUGCUACUACUAUUACUACAGUGACACCGGUACCAUUGGUGGGGCAGUAGCAGGGGCCAUAGUUUUCGCAAUCGUGGUUGUCGUAGUGAUCAUAAUCAUCUACAAGAAAAAGCAUCGGAGCACCGUUGUUCACAAUGUGGCCAGUCCCAAUACAGUAACCACAGUCCAUGUUGAACACGGACAUGGGCCGCCACAGCCCGGCUACGGACAACCACAACCAGGCUACGGACAACCACAACCAGGAUACAAUCCUUACGGACAACAACCACACUACGGUGGAAACCCUGCCUAUCCACCACAAUAUUAACAUUACGAAGUCAAAGGAGUUAAUUUAAGUCUUCUGCCGGAUUUAUUCUGCUUUAUGUAAAGUCUAUUAUUACUUUUGAUUGUUGUACUGCUUCAGAUAAACUUUUCUGGAUUUUCAUGCUAUUUGCCAAUAAUUUUCUUUCCGACUUGCAUUGUAUACCGUAUUAACAUUAAGAAGUCAAAGGGCUUUCCCAAGUCGGACUUGUUUAUAUUUGAAACAAAUGAUUCAUAUUUAUUCUUAUUAAAAUAUAUCGUAUA